Prorocentrum cordatum is the source of this 678-nucleotide messenger RNA. Lineage: Eukaryota; Dinophyceae; Prorocentrales; Prorocentraceae. The record is from the annotation of a GenBank genome assembly.
AUGCAGGCCGGCAGUGCGAGCGGCCCUGCGGAGGCGCCAGCCGCGACGGAGGAUGGGCGCCGAUGCUCUUGUGGACGGGAACAGGAGAAGGCGUGCUCGCAGGGCGUCGCCGUGGCCGGCAUCAUGUCGGUGCAGCUCGUGUUCGCGACCUACCAGAUGCUUGGGAAGGAGGUCCUCGAUAGCGGGGUGAGCCCAGUCGCUUUCGCGCUGGUACGCGAGCUGUGCAGCUGCGUCGUCUUCCUGCUGGCAUCCGUGCUGCUAGUACCGUGGCAGGGCUGGCCCCAGAGCAAACACUUCCUGCGGUUCUUGAUGUGCGGCGCGUCCAUGUUCGGCAACGUGUUCUUGAUGCUCCUGGGCCUGUCCCUCACCUCUCCGUCGAUGGUGGCCCUGCUCCAGCCCACGCAGCCCGUCUUCGCGUCCAUCCUCGCCGUCGCGCUGGCCCAGGAGGACAUGACCGUCCGCAAGGCCCUGGGCGUCCUGCUGUGCGUGUCUGGCGGCAUGGGCGCCGCACUCGCUGCGCACGGCCGAGGCGAUGCAUCCGUCGGCAUCGCUGUCAUCUUGGCGCAGUGCCUCAGCGGCGCCAACUACGUCGUGCAGCAGCGGCCGCUCGUGCAGCAGGGGUACUCCCCGAUCAUCGUGUCGGGCACCUCCUACACCAUACAGGAGCGAGCCUGCUGA